ACCAUCAUCUCCCAUAUCAAGACAUCACGAAGCCUCCACAUCAUCUGCCACAUCCCAGUCUUCUGCUGGAUCACUGCUACAGUUCUGGAGGAUGUGUUGAAAAGCAGAGAGGGAGGAGAGCUGCCCAAGACCCUGACUGAGAUGUACAUCCACUUCCUGGUGGUUCAGUCCAAACUGAAGAACAUCAAGUAUGAUGGAGGAGCUGAGACAGAUCCACACUGGAGUCCAGAGAGCAGGAAGAUGAUUAAGUCUCUGGGAAAACUGGCUUUUGAGCAGCUGCAGAAAGGCAACCUGAUCUUCUAUGAAUCAGACCUGACGGAGUGUGGCAUCGAUAUCAGAGCAGCCUCAGUGUACUCAGGAGUGUUCACACAGGUCUUUAAAGAGGAGAGGGGGCUGUACCAGGACAUGGUGUUCUGCUUCGUCCAUCUGAGCGUUCAGGAGUUUCUGGCUGCUCUUCAUGUCCAUCUGACAUUCAUCAAGUCUGGAAUCAAUCUGCUGGAAGAACAAACAACAUCCUGUUGGUCUGAAGUGUUCAGAGACAAAUCACCACGUUUCUACCACAGUGCUGUGGACGAGGCCUUAAAGAAUCCAAAUGGACACCUGGACUUGUUCCUCCGCUUCCUCCUGGGUCUUUCACUGCAGACCAAUCAGACUCUCCUACGAGGUCUGCUGACACAAACAGGAAGUAGCUCACAGACCAAUCAGGAAACAGUCAACUACAUCAAGAAGAAAAUCAGUGAGAAUGUGUCUGCAGAGAGAAGCAUCAAUCUGUUCCACUGUCUGAAUGAACUGAAUGAUCUUUCUCUAGUGGAGGAGAUCCAACAGUACCUGAGAUCAGGAAGUCUCUCCACAGAUAAACUGUCUCCUGCUCAGUGGUCAGCUCUGGUCUUCAUUUUACUGUCAUCACAAAAAGAUCUGGACUUGUUUGACCUGAAGAAAUACUCUGCUUCAGAGGAGGCUCUUCUGAGGCUGCUGCCAGUGGUCAAAGCCUCCAACAAAGCUCUGUUGACUGACUGUAACCUCUCAGAGAGAAGCUGUGCAGCUCUGUCCUCAGUUCUCAGCUCCCAGUCCUCUAGUUUGAGAGAUCUGGACCUGAGUUACAACAACCUGCAGGAUUCAGGAGUGAAGCAGCUUUCUGUUGGACUGGAGAGUCCACACUGCGGACUGGAAACUCUCAGUCUGUCAGGAUGUGUGAUCACAGAGGAAGGCUGUGCUUCUCUGGCCUCAGCUCUGAGCUGCAACACCUCCCAUCUGAGAGAUCUGGACCUGAGUAACAACAACCUGCAGGAUUCAGGAGUAAAGCUUGUUUCUGCUGGACUGGAGAGUCCACACUGUGGACUGGAAACCCUCAGGCUGAGUGUCUGUAACCUCUCAGAGAGAAGCUGUGCAGCUCUGUCCUCAGUUCUCAGCUCCCAGUCCUCUAGUCUGAGAGAUCUGGACCUGAGUAACAACAACCUGCAGGAUUCAGGAGUGAAGCAGCUUUCUGCUGGACUGGAUAGUCCACAAUGUACACUUGGAAGCCUGAGGUUGAGUGACUGUAACCUCUCAGAGAGAAGCUGUGCAGCUCUGUCCUCAGUUCUCAGCUCACAGUCUUCUAAUCUGAGAGAUCUGGACCUGAGUAACAACAACCUGCAGGAUUCAGGAGUGAAGCAGCUUUCUGUUGGACUGGAGAGUCCACACUCCAGACUGGAAACUCUCAGUCUGUCAGGAUGUCUGAUCACAGAGGACGGCUGUGCUUCUCUGGCCUCAGCUCUGAGCUGCAACCCCUCCCAUCUGAGAGAGCUGGACCUGAGCUACAAUCAUCCAGGAGACUCAGGAGAGAAGCUUCUGUCUGCUGGACUGAAGGAUCCGCACUGGAGACUGGACGUAUGGACAGACAGAGAACUCAAACUGUCUGAUAACAACAGGAAGGUGACCUAUGUGUAUCAGAUUCAGUCAUAUCCUGAUCAUCCAGACAGAUUCAAUGUCAGGCCUCAGCUGCUGUGUAGAAAUGUUCUGACUGGUCGCUGUUACUGGGAGGUCGAGAGGAGAGGAAGAGUUUCUAUAUCAGUGAGUUACAGAGGAAUCAGCAGGAAAGGACGCAGUGCUGACUGUGUGUUUGGAAGGAAUGAUCAGUCCUGGAGUCUGAACUGCUCUGAUGAUGGUUACUCUGUCUGUCACAAUAAGAUAGAAACACCCUCCUCCUCCUCCUCCUCCUCUGUCUCUAACAGAGUAGCAGUGUAUGUGGACUGUCCUGCAGGCACUCUGUCCUUCUACAGAGUCUCCUCUGACACACUGAUCCACCUCCACACCUUCAACACCACAUUCACUGAACCUGUGUGUGCUGGAUUUGGGUUUGGAUUUGGGUCCUUGCCAUCUGGUUCCUCAGUCUCUCUGGUUCCUCUGUAGGAGGGAGAGUCUCUCUGGUUCCUCUGUAGGAGGAAGAGUCUCUCUGGUUCCUCUGUAGGAGGAAGAGUCUCUCUGGUUCCUCUGUAGGAGGGAGAGUCUCUCUGGUUCCUCUGUAGGAGGGAGAGUCUCUCCUGUGGACAGAAACUCUUCUGACUGAAGAUCAGCUGCUGAAAUCAAACAUCAAACACUCUGCAGUGUGAAGCAGAUCUGUCUCAGACUCACAUUUUUCCCUCUAAACUUCUCAUAUGCUUUCAUUUCAAUAAAUGUUGAAAUGAUCC
Molecule: messenger RNA, 2666 nt
Organism: Scomber japonicus (chub mackerel)
Lineage: Eukaryota; Metazoa; Chordata; Actinopteri; Scombriformes; Scombridae
Product: NACHT, LRR and PYD domains-containing protein 12-like
Exons: 8
Molecular function (GO): protein binding
Source: RefSeq, a predicted model, not a curated record